This is a messenger RNA of Aricia agestis (brown argus), 1195 nucleotides long. RefSeq lists its product as uncharacterized. The transcript has 2 exons. The record is from RefSeq and is a predicted model, not a curated record. The coding region runs from base 239 to 1195 and encodes 318 amino acids. Lineage: Eukaryota; Metazoa; Arthropoda; Insecta; Lepidoptera; Lycaenidae.
CCAAGGCGAGGCCCACUACUCGCAGGCAGCAGACGGGCCAAACGCCACGCCAACAACAGCCUGCUGCGGCACGGACCAGACCUGUGACACAGAGAAGGAACGGUCAACCUUACUCGAGGUCAUCCAAACAAAACCGCCGUCAGUAGACGAGGUGUGUUAUGCAGUUUCAGCAUGUCCAGCCAUAGAAUAUGGUUGGUUAUAUUUAAAACAGUUAGAGAGGUGUAAAUAUCUUAAUUUAAUGGAAAAUAAUGAUUAUAAUGAGUACAUGACAUUACCUAGUUCACUUUUGCCGGAUUUGAAUUGGUGGCUUAGCUCCAUAAUGUAUUCAAAUAACAGUAUCAAAGAUGACAAUAACUAUUGUCUAGAAAUAUUCUCUGACGCCUCAACUACGGGGUGGGGUGCCAGCUGUGGAGACCAAAGGGCUAGCGGCAGAUGGUCACAAGAGGAAAUUCACUUUCAUAUAAAUCAAUUGGAACUUCUUGCAGCAUAUUUUGCCCUAAAGAUAUUCUCAAAAAAUUACAGUAACUGUAAUAUUUUAAUGAGGGUUGAUAAUACAACAGCUAUUAGCUACAUCAAUCGUAUGGGAGGUAUACAAUAUCCUCAUCUUUCAAAGGUAGCAAGGGACAUUUGGCAGUGGUGUGAAGUACGUAAAUUAUUUGUUUUUGCUUCAUAUAUUAAGUCCUCUGAUAAUAUUAUUGCAGAUCAAGAGUCAAGAAGGACCCAUCCAGAUGUAGAAUGGGAGUUGUCUUUACAAGGCUAUGAAAUAUUACUAAAAAAUCUUUCAGUAAUACCAGUCAUAGAUUUAUUUGCUACACGAGUAAACAAAAAGUGUGUAAAAUUUGUUUCUUGGUUUAAUGAUCCAGAUGCUUUUACAAUAGAUGCUUUUACAUUAGAUUGGUCCAAAAUUGGUAUUUUUUAUGCGUUUCCUCCAGUAGCAAUUAUUCCUAAAGUAUUAAGAAAAAUUAUUGUAGACAAGGCUGAGGGUAUUGUGGUUGUUCCACUGUGGCCUACACAACCCUGGUACCCUAUGUUCUUACGCUUGCUAGCUUCUAAAUUAGUAUAUAUUGAUUGUAAUAACUUCUAUAUUCCUGAUUCCAGCCAUCGGAACAUCCACAGAAACAUUACCCUGGUUGCAGGGAUUUUGUCAGGACAGCGUUGUUACAACGAGAAAUCCCAAGUGCUUCAGCUGAUAUAA